GACUUCCUUCCACCGUCGGCCCCGCAGAGGCAGCGUCUAGCCCCGCAGAGCCGAGAGUCCAGAGAGGAGGGCAGAGCCGGAGCUGCUUACAACACAGGCUCCAGGAGAACCAGCACAAAGGAGAGAUUCAGGAAGAGGAGUUCCUAGGAAACACGUCUCCUGCACACUCACACUCACACACACUCACUAAGAGGCAGGACGAAUCUUUGGACAUGCUCUGCAAGCAGUGGCUGUGGAGAGACUGAUUGCUGCCGACAUCGUGGAAGAGGUGGAUCGGUCAGAGAUGAUUCCCCAUGAAGUCUAUGGAGCUCAUGUUGGGAGCUGGACUGACUCUGUCUUCUCUGGUGUGAGACCUGGAGCCGUCUACCAGUGAAAACAAAGCGAGCCGGAGCCACACAGUGCACAGGGAGGCCAGCCCCCCUCGCACAACCACUGAGGGCUGGUGAAAGAGAGGAAGUCUCCGAGGAGCUUACAAGUAGCACAAGGGAUUAUUAAAACCGCGGUGGCACAAUGAAAUCUAACCAAGAGCGAAGUAACGGAUGCCUGCCUCCUAAGAAGCGUGAGAUCCUGGCUCUGGAGCAGAGGCCAGUGGUCGUAGCCACAGCUACACCCCCAGCAGCAGUGGUGCCCCAUAGUCCCCACACAGAGAACUUAGCGUGGUUGGCAAGUGUAGCUAGUGAACGUUGCAGGUCUCGGGACGCAGAGAGCCCAAGAUGUCUCAUCUCCUCCCCUUCUCCUUCCAUGUCUGCACCUUCCUCAGCCCCCCCUCUGUCCACAGUGCCCCUGGCCUCUCUGCCUACAGUUUACUCCACAGCCCUCCCCCAGCAGGGCGGCACUAUCCAGUUUGCUCAGCUGGGACCCAACGUUCAGUUCAUCAGCUCCGGGCCUUAUGCCGGCUACAUCUCCUCUCACAUCAUCUCCACAAAUUCUGGCUCUCUGCCUAACAGCUCCACCAUAGUCGGACAGCGUUCUCACCUGGAUGGAUACACCACUGCCCUCGUCUCCCCCAGCAACAAAGGGGAGCAGCACUUUCAAAUAGGCCUCUCCCCCUCAGAAUUGACGCCUGUGUCGCUCCCAAGCUCUCCCCAAGUCACCAGCCAGUACAUCCAUCUGGACAGCAGAACACCUCUGACCGUCAGCGGAAAUGCCGUCAAUUCACCCGGAGCCCACCUCCAGCUCCACCCUCACUCAGCCGUCCUCCCACAAACACUUACCCUCACUCCCUCCCAGUUGGUGGUUCAGUAUGCAGAUGGCUCCAUUGGAAAGAAGCCAGAGGGGCAUGCUAAGGGUCUACUGAAUGGGGAAAUGGAGCUGGUCAAGCAGGCAAAAGCCCACAGUCAUCAAGCAAACCAUCACCAGGUCCAGAGCUAUGAGGCCAGACAUAUCCUUCUGCCUGCGGACUAUGGCCAAAACCCCACAGGACUCCAGACCUCCUUGGUGCUGGUGGCUCAGCCCAACCACGGAGAGGAACAUGACGCUGGCUCAAAUAAGAUCUCCUUAGUCCAGACUGAGAAGGGAGGCAUCUGCUUGGGGAAACCAAUGUCCAGGUCCUCCUCUUUCACCUCCUUCUCUUCCUCAGAGUUGAUGAAGUCUGUUGCUCCUCAUACAGUCAUCCAGACCACUCUGCCCUCAGAGGAGCUCCCAGUCAGCCUAUAUUCCUCUACACAGUCACCUAUCAUUGGUUAUAUCACCAGUGCAAACCAGCAUGCUGUCAGCUACCAUGCGGCGCUGCCCCAGCACCUGGUGAUCCCGAGUGGCCAGUCCCUCUUCAUCCCGGUCAGCGGCACCAAUAACGGCAUAGAAAUGGAGGUCAGUCGUACUGUCAGUGCCCUGACUGCUACCACUACCCCUCAAAUAUCCACCGCCAUGCCGCAUGCAUAUUUAGCCACAGCCUUGUCCAGGUGUGAGGCACUUGGGCAAGAUGGACAUCAGCCACCCCCUGCUGUCACUCAUGCUCCAGUGCUGCCAGUCCUGCCCUCAAACCCGGCACCAGCAGUAUUUGCAGCUCCCUCUCCGUCUCCUGCUCCCCCUCCUGCUCCUGUCCCAACCCCAGCCCCUGUUUCCAUCCAAGCCUCCCCCUCCAUUUCCUCCUCCUCCUCUCCUGUGGCGCUCCCUCCAUUCUUCAUGCGAGGCUCCAUCAUCCAGCUAGCUGACGGGGAGCUGAAGCGUGUGGAGGACCUAAAGACAGAGGACUUCAUCCAGAGUGCUGAGAUUAGCAGCGAGCUGAAGAUCGACUCCAGCACUGUUGAGCGCAUUGACAGUGGGCAAAGCCCCAAUGCUGUGGUCAUUCAGUUUUCUGUGGGCGAGCUCAAAGCUCAGGUGUGCGUGGAGGUGCUGUUGGAGUACCCCUUCUUCGUGUUUGGUCAGGGCUGGUCGUCCUGCUGCCCCGACCGGACCACCCAGCUGUUUGAGCUGUCCUGCGCCAAGCUGUGCGUGGGCGAUGUGUGCGUGUCGCUGACCCUCCGCAGCUUGAGGAAUGGUUCGGCGACAGACGGCCAUGCUUUGGCGGCCAAGCUGAAGACGAGUCACCUCUCUGACUACUGCCAGAGUGUGGAGGCCACUGUCAGAAACAGUUUGAGCCCCAACGCAGGCGGCAACAGUGGCCUCCUAAUGAAGGCGUCCAGUGGAGAGACGCUGGAGAGGAAACAGGUUGCUGGACCAGGACUGGGACUAGUUGCAGGGUCCGCAGACGGGAUCUACGGAGCUGGACGGGUGCUGACAGUCUCAGGGACUGGAGAAGUAAGACAGGAAUCAGUGAAAACAGACAUGCCUGCUCUUACCAAACAGUGUGAUCUAGAGCGACCCGCCACCCGCAAGAGGCGCUGGUCGGCUCCGGAGAGAGACCAGACUGAGAGAGCCGAGGACGAGCCUCCUCCGACUCUGCCCAGACCCUCCUUCGUCCCUCAUGAGGUUAAAAUCAGCAUAGAGGGCCACUCCAGCGCUGGGAGCGAACGCUUCUUGAGCAGAAGAGUAGACUGUUAAGAGGACUUUAAUGAAUUUUAAAUUCCUGUGGUUUGCUUUGUGUUUCCCCCGCCUCUCUUCUCUCUAUCCAGACUACUGUAAUAUAGACAGAGUUUACACAGUAUUUACAUGUUUUCUUUCACCUACAUCUGAUAUCCACGAUGAAGUACGGUAGCGCCCCUUCAUAGCGUGGUAUCACACAUGAGAUCAGUGCAAUCAAUGCUGAAAGCAAAAACGAAUGCAGCAUGAAUGUUGAGUAUGAAUGGCAUGAGUCGCCCGAGAGACAUUUCACUCUUGUGUCAUGUGGCUCAAACCCGUUGAGUGCAGUACCGUUAAACAUUUCUGUCUUCACGCGAACGAGCACAGACCCCGAUGUCAGCUUGUAGAAAGUGGGUAACCAUAUUUUUGUUUUGUGUUUGGUUUGAAGUGUUGUUAAUGAGUCGAAGAGAGACCCACGGUGUUUCUGUGACAACACUCCAUCAUCAUGACCUGUGAUUUAUGCUGCCUUUGUGCAUCUGAUGAAGUUUUGAUUUCUCUUCUAUCACUGCAGUUUCUUUUAUUUUCACACCAUGACAGAUGUGUGCUACCACCGUCGGCUUGUGUCACCUGUCUCCAUGAGUGUGUGUUUUAUGGGUUUUCCUGAAGCUGUCCAACAGAGCACAGGAGUCAGGUGUGUGUGUGUGUAUGUGUGUGUGUGUGUGUGUGUGUGUGUGUGUGUGUGUGUGUGUGUGUGUGUGUGUUUUUGUGUCGCUGUGAGUUCUGUUGUCAGUGCAGCCUUCAAAUACAGAAAUGGAAAAAGGCCUGAAUGUAAACCACUGAAUUUGUCCUCAAAACUAACUCAUGAAGUCACUCAUGUGCUUUGUGCUGCACCAGUGAUGAACACGCUGAGAACUUGGCACCAGUGCUUUUCAAUACGCGGGUGACAGCAUGCGCACAUGAGUGCAUUCCUCUGUCAACUACACCUUGAUAUUUUGCUAAUUUCUGAUGAUUCCUUCCGACCUUCACACUGGCUGCCUCGCGCAGCAUUUCACACAAAUGUACAAAAAGGGAAAAUUCUGUCUCAUACCUCUGAAAGAACUUUUUAGCCAGUCUUUGUGUGGCUUCUGCCCUCACACUGCAGUAUAAACCCAGUUGGCCAAACUGGAUACUCAAAUUAAUUGAUUUUUAAUUUUUUUAGCCAAUGUGGGCAGCGCAGUAAAUGACGUAUUGUUACUUUUUCAAACCCGAUGACAAGCAGACACAACGAGCAUCAUUAGCAUUCAUCGUUCUCCUGGGGCCUUGAUUCCAGCAGCAUGAUGAGUCUGAUGACGUCCAGCUCAUCUUCGUUUUGGUCCCGCGGGAGAAAUAUCGGUCUCUAACGUUAGUGAAGUCUCCAUCAUUUUUAGAGCUUCUGUACUGAAACCUAUAAAAGGAGGUAACGAGAGCAUCUUUGUUGCCCUGAGGGGAACUGUAGAGUUUGCUAAUCGACCACCACGAGCGACCCCCUUCCACAUUCCACAGAACCACCUGAUCCUAUGUCAGUAUAUUAUUUGUAAAAUAUUGAGCAACUUAAAAUGCAACUACACCAUAAGAUAAAACAUAAUAUCUAUAUAAUAUUGACUUAUUGAUGGGAACGUGGUACCUUCCCACUCCACAGAUGGAUCCUGUUGAUUUCUAUGGCCUUAGAUACAAUAUAUAAUCUACCUGGUUCGCAGCAGCACAUGUUUUUUAAGAGUUUUUAACCAUUAAAACCUGUUUUCCUCAAUGAUGAUAUGUCCACACCUGGUCUAUCGUCUUUGGGUUAGUCGAUUUCUCAGAGUAGAGCCAAAAUAAAAAUGCUACAGUCCAUACUCAGGAACAGUGUGUGUGUGUGUCUGUGUGUGUGUAUGGUGCGUUAAUGUGUGUGUCCCCAUGUGUAUGUUCUGAGCAGCAGCACUUUGAUGAAGCAUCCAGCAGGAUGGUGGUGAUGGCCCUGUUUCUUAUCCACGAGAGAAAUUGAGAAAGAAUAAAAUGACUGUUUGACAUCACCGUAUGUCCGACAGGUUCACUAUUGAGAGGAAACUAUAUUCUGCUGGGACGAAGAAUGUAAACACACGUCGUGCAAAACUAUCUCAACUUUAUUUUUGAUGACGUAUAAUAGAGCUACUAUUCAGAGGGCGACGCAGAGAGUUGUAGAGCUAACUAUAGCCGGCAGGUGUUGAUCAUGUACAGUGAGUUGUAUCUAGAAUGUGUACAGUGUGUGUGUGUAUAGAUAUUCUAACCCUUAUGUAGCUUAUGUACUGUAUGUGCCACAGCGCCUCCUUUUUCAAUCAUUCCAUUAACUCUCCAACAACAAGUGGUACUUUGUUUUUUUUCUAGUCAGUUCAGGUGUUGAUCCAAUGUUCAUGAAUGUGCAAAACUCGUCAACACUAUUCAACCUCCUCACAGUUCCUCCGACUUGCACACCGUAACGUACAGUUUGUGUGGAUGUGAGCUGCAGUUCUCCUGAUGAUAGCCAUGGACCUUUUAGAGUACCUGAAAGGUGUUUUCUUGUAAACCCAGCUACCGACUGUUCUCGUCUGCUUGUGUCCGACUGCUCAGGCUUACCACUGCCCAGUGACUGUUUUCUCUGACGAGACUGCGUGCUCUUAUAUCAUCACUGUUACAAAGUCGAGCUACUGUUUCAUUCUUUGUCUCUGUAGCCAUUCGUCCCUCUGUAAACUUGAUCCUUUUUUAAAUUUCCUAACAGAAAUGGGUAUUUUUACAGAUCUGAAGGGACAUCUUGACGCAGACUCAGCUAUGAAGUGUGGGAUUGAUGCUCUAAGGCAGAGAUUGCUGUGACUCCAGGGUUUUCCUAUUGUCAAUUAAUCUCAUGAAAAAACUAAGACCAACAAUGCAUUAGUCAAACUUUUAUCCCCCUCACUGUCUCAGUGGCACUCGAGCCCAUUCAGCCCCACAGACGACAUCAUAUCUUUAAAAACAGGUCACAGAAGUGUACUUAAUUAUUUUAAAGGCACAAGCUUACAUCAAACAGCUCCAGGAUUCGUUAUGUUCCCUUGGCUAAACAACAUCAAGGCCCAUGUUCAUGUUCCUGACUGAUGACAAUGGACUGUAUUUUAUAUGGCUUAUUGACCAUUAAAUGUGCUUCACAGUAAAGGAUGCAUCAUACAGUCCUCCCAUAUUCAGCCCUUUUACUACACAGCUGUCAGAAAUUCACUGUCACCUCAGGAUGCAGACUGAAGAAGCCCGGGGAUCAAUCCACCAACCUUCUGGUUAGUGGACGAUCCACUCGACCUGCUGGCCACAGCUGCCUCUUUCCUCAAUUGUUUUCUCUUCUCCUCUUCCUUGUCUUUUUCUUGUCAAUGUCAAAUCAGAAGAGUAGAAUGGAUCAGGCCUCAGCUGCACAGACAAUACCCUAGUUUGAUUAGCUCAUUGUUGGCUCUGGUCUUUUUAUGGGGAUUGUUGACAUGAUGAAAAUAUAAAAUAAUGCUUGGCUUAUCAUUUGCAGUCCCUGCACACCCGCACAGUUAUUCCUGCUGGUUAGACCUCAGGUUGAAUCUGGGAGGAGCUGUGCUAAAUAAGAUUGUCAAUCACAUUGUCCUACCCUGACAAGGACCAACAACAGUUAGGAGGCGGCUUCAUUGAAAACAAAUGUGUGGGUGAACCACAAACGUUUAGAGACGCCAAUAUCAGCCUGUUGGAAAAGCUUAGUAACCCCUGAAAUUGCCUGAACUAGGCCCAUUCAAAUACAAUUUUAAAGCCUUUCUAAAUAACGUUGGACAUGGUGUAAGCACUACCAUGUGGUGAUCUAUGGAGUUGCACUUUGACAUAUAGGGUGGGGGUGUUUUAGUUAGUUACUAAUACACAUAAGUAAUGUACAGCAUGUCUGAGAGAAAUCGUACACUAAACAGUACAUCUCAGCGAUUUGUAAAUAGCCAAAGUCUUCCAUUAUAAUGUUGGUAUGACCUUUGUCGAUAGUGGAGAAGAUAAACACUGAUCCCCAUGUACAGACCUUUGAAGUGAAGUUCAAGAAUACGUCAUCGUUCAUUUGACAGAAUAAAGGAUAUCGCUUCACCUAAGACAUUUUCUUUUGCACUAUCUCAACAAUCCAGGAAAUUAUGGGAGAAAAACACUUACAGAAAAAAAGGAUUUUGUAAUUUGGGUUUGUUUGCUGGAUAAAUCUAAGUUACAGUUUGUCCCACUAUCGUACGUAGUAAGUAUCAAUAAUGUUCCCUAUUUUGAUGGUGUUGAGGUUCGCUAGUCAGAAACUGUUAAAUCUUUACUUCAAAUGUUUCAUUUUACAUUUGAUCAAAUAUAUUCAAAGAAAUAAACAGUCUAAAGAAAAACAAA
Molecule: messenger RNA, 7269 nt
Organism: Pleuronectes platessa (European plaice)
Lineage: Eukaryota; Metazoa; Chordata; Actinopteri; Pleuronectiformes; Pleuronectidae
Product: ataxin-1
Exons: 3
Coding region: 511-2982 (823 amino acids)
Biological process (GO): negative regulation of transcription by RNA polymerase II; nervous system development
Cellular component (GO): nucleus
Molecular function (GO): protein binding; RNA binding
Source: RefSeq, a predicted model, not a curated record